Messenger RNA from Anthonomus grandis grandis, 4213 nucleotides. RefSeq names its product glycoprotein 3-alpha-L-fucosyltransferase A-like. The record is from RefSeq and is a predicted model, not a curated record. The transcript is spliced from 7 exons. Gene Ontology annotation, molecular function: alpha-(1->3)-fucosyltransferase activity. Bases 260 to 1579 code for a protein of 439 amino acids. NCBI's taxonomy places the organism in Eukaryota, Metazoa, Arthropoda, Insecta, Coleoptera, Curculionidae. Gene Ontology annotation, cellular component: membrane.
CGCUAUAAAACAUUAUUAUAAAUUACCAUAUUGAUUUCAGUCGGUCGCAGAAAUAACGUAGAACUCUGUAAAACGCAAUAUCGAUCUUAAAAACAGAUAAAAUCCGACACGCAAGCGCCGAUUUUCCAUGAAACUAUGGAUUUUCCACAGGGAUGGUUUUGUAUCCUGAUACAGGUUUGACAGGAGGAGAUCCAGUGGCGAACAUGAGUUCAACGAGGGGUGGUUUUUUACUAAACAGGUAAUGCUUAACCGGUAAAAGAUGCCCCCACGGCUUCUUACCCCGCGUAAGUUCUUUCUUACCUUUCUGGUGGUGAUCGGGGUGACCCUGUUGGUGGGCAGCAAGUAUCGCUUCUCGUAUUUCUCCAAAAGCAGCAGAGAGCACUCGCUGAGGGAGAAGGACCUCAAUGGGGUUGAGGAACAUACACAGAAAGACGAGAUGGAAAAAGACGAGGUUGAGCUAGAAGAAGAAAAACAGCCGACAAAACCUCUAGAAAAGCCCUUCUUCCUGAGUGGGGGGACUCUGUAUCCCUCCAAGACUAAAGGGCCUGCCAGACUGUUCCCUGAACAAGCAGACGGAGAUCGGAUAGUUGACCAGUUAAUGUACGUUCCUGAAGAUUAUCAAGAAUUCGAUACUCCAGAAAAGACAAUUCUACUAUUUAGCGGAUUGGGUGCGUGGGGCCAAAGGGGUGGAUCAGCAGCCUUCGCUCAAUGUCCCGUCAGCCGGUGCAGUUUGACGGCCGAUAGAGGGCGCGCGUCUGACGCCGACGCCAUUUUGUUUAAAGAUCACGUGGCUAACUUAGGGUUUAACAGGCCAGCCAAUCAAGUGUGGAUUCUGUAUCAUUUGGAAUGUCCCUAUCACACUCAAAGUGUGAAAAUACCAGAGUCAAUCAAUUGGACCGCUACAUAUAGACGGGACAGUGAUAUAGUGGCGCCCUAUGAAAAAUGGGUUUACUACGAUCCUGAGGUUCGCCAAAUAAACCAAAAUAAAGAUUACGCGGGCAACAAGACCAAAAAAGUCGCCUGGUUCGUAUCGAACUGCGGGGCCCGUAAUAACCGACUGCAAUACGCAAGGGAACUGGCCAAAUACAUAGAAGUCGACAUCUACGGGGGAUGCGGAUCAUUGAAAUGUCCCAGAUCCGACGACAAGAAAUGCUUCAAUUUGCUAGAGAGCGACUACAAGUUCUACUUUGCAUUUGAAAAUUCGAACUGUCGAGACUAUAUCACCGAGAAGCUGUUCGUUAACGGGUUGGGACAUGACGUCUUACCGAUAGUGAUGGGCGCUAGACCAGAAGACUAUCAAAAGAGUACACCAGAAGGUUCCUAUAUCCACGUGGACGAAUUCGCCGGUCCGGAAGAACUGGCGGAAUAUCUUCACCGAUUGGACAACGACAACGCCCUCUACAACUCCUAUUUUAAAUGGAAGGGCACCGGGGAGUUUAUAAACACUUAUUUUUGGUGUAGGUUAUGCGCCAUGCUGCAUGCUCCAUUGGUUCCUAGACAUUACGAGGACGUGAACGAUUGGUGGAGGGGACCUGGGGUGUGUACCACCAAAUCGUGGAGAAACGCCGAAUUCGUAUGAGCUGAGAGAGAUAAAUGAUUUUUAACUGCAUAGGUUGUGUCAAGAAUUAUUAAGGAGCAUGUAGUCAAAAUUUGAAGGAUUGAAAAGUUUAACUUCUGCUGAACUAGUACAUUAUGACAUGGCUUGGUAUAUGCCGACGAUACCCAGUUAAAGCAAGCUAUUAAGCUUUUCCAAAAGGGUAUGAGUUCUUCCAGAAAGUUUACUUUUUAAUUUUUAAAAUUGCCACUGAUUCGCCCGAUUGCCGCUGAUUCUCACAUUUAGGCACGAUACAAAACCAGCAGAUUUUAAAAUUAGGUCGAAUUGAGAAUAUAAAAUCAAAAAUAUGUAACACCCCAACCAAUUUCAAUCGUUUUUUUAAAGUCCUCCUUGAUUUACAAUCAAACUACUAUAUAUACAGUGUGUGUCAAAAGUAAGCACGAAAUUUUAGUUUGAAAAUAUGGUUAUGGUCAUGACAAAUUGAGACACCCUGUAGAUUUGCCCAAAAAUUCCUACGUUCAGCAUUUCCUAUAUAGUUUAUAGACUUCUCUAAGACUUACGUGUAUAUCAUUAUUGUAGUCCGACUGUUGUAGUAAGUAUAUAUAUAGGGGUAUCUGGAAAGUUUAUUUAAAUUUUUUAUGUAACAUAGCGAUUUGCCCAUUAUGGUAUAUUAGGGUCCGGUUUUUUGUAUAUAGUAUUAUGUAAUAAAUAUUUAGGAAAUAUUAGCAAGGUAAAGGAGAAUGUACGGUGCUUGUUUACAAAAUUGAGUUUUUAGUGAAAUUUAUUUUUUAAGUUUAGUUAUUGUUGGUUUAUUUAAACAAAAUAGGUCAAUUAUUAUUGCGAAUUGAUGGUCCAAAAAUUAGGAUAUUGAAAGUAUACAAUGGGAGGCAGGUUUUAACGAAAAUUAUAUAGAAAUUGAAACGUUGACAAAUCCUCAAAGUGACAACUACAGACUUCAUAAGAAAAUUGAAUCAUACAGACUGCGCCUGUUGGCACAUUCAAAUUUGACUGGACAAUAAAAAAAAACAAUAAAUGAAUUACAAGCAGCUUCUCAUUAAGGUGCCCUAGAAUAUUAAGAGUGUAUCCAAAUACCAGACCCACCCUACAUAAAAGGAAACUAUAAAUUGUUCAUUAAACUACUGACAGUUUCACAGCCUUAGUAAGUAACUAUUGACAAAUGACAAGGGACAAUUUUGAUAGUUCUAUUGAUUUAACAGUACGGUGAAAAAAAACUAAAUUUGAAAAGCUCUUCCAGUAAUUUUGAGCCACACACUUCAUUAAAAAUUUAAAUCCUACCGACUGCACCAACAACAGAGGACAAGUUUGACAGCAUACUAAAAAAAAACAGUAUUAAUAGGUAUCUCAAAGGCUGACUCUGUAAAAAGGGACUGUACAUAAAGCUAUUGACCGAUAAAAUAUUAUAACGUGCCUAAAACCUGACGCAUCCUAUAAACAGGGAACUAAAAACUGUAGAUACAUUGCGAAAGACGUUUUUACAAUAGCACAUGUGUAAAGAGCUUGCGAAAAGCGUAUAUCUAAUCCUAUCGACUGCGCCCAUUGAUAAAUGACAAGUGGCACGUUUAACAACUCUCACAAUUUGAUAGCACACCAAAAGAAGAGCUUAAAUAUUAAUUACAAGAACGUUAAAUAAUUAGAGUUAAUACACUAUUUCGUAUAGGUACCCAAAAAUCUGAAACAGCUAUAGGGGACCUAAUAUCUGUACAUAAGACUAUUGACAGAUCAGAAUUGACAGCUUUACACACUUGAUGGUAUACAGAAAAAAAAAUAAAUAAUAAUUACAAGAAUUUCUCCUCUUAUUCAUAAGUGUAACUAUUAAGACAGAUGACCAUUGACAAGAUUGACAGUUCAAUUGAUUUUAUAGUUAGUGCAAGAAAAACUAACUACAAAUUAAAAGAAGCUUCCCACUUAUUAAGUUAGGGUAUUAAAAGUGAGAAGCCGCUUUUCAAGAAAACUGGAAGAAAACCUUAUCAAAAUCAUUACAAAUUUAAAUCCUACCGACUGCACCCAUUAACGGAAAACAAGAUUGACAGCACACUAAAAGAACAUAUGACAAGAAGAGUACAACUUAUUCUUAUAAAGAAACUGCACAUAAGGUGACUGAUGAAACAUUGUACCUAAAAAACAUGACCCACUAUAUCUACAGGAAACUACAAACUGUAAAAUAUAAAACAUUGAGGACAUUUUUACAUAGUAUUUAAAGAGUUUGCGAAAAAAAAACGUAUUUCUAAUCCUACUGACUGCGCCCAUUGACAAAUGACAAAAUAUGUGUUAUGGGCGUGUCCAAAAACCUGAUCCCACCUGUAUACAGGGAAGCCACAACAUGUACAUAAAACUAUUUGAAUGACGUUUGGCGCACAGUAUUUCAAGCGUUUGUAAAGUAUUAUGGUUUUAUUCUGUUUUAAAAAAAAUCUUCUUCUGUGAUAUUGUGUUACCAAAAUUCCCAAGAUGGCCGCUUCUUUCGAUUCUUUAGUAAUAAUAAUGAUAAGCAUACAAGGUCAAAACUUAAUUAUCUAUAAGAAAUUUAAUAAUAUUAGGCAAAAUGACAUUUUGACGUCGAACGCGAACAUAGCGGUUCAGUUGUUGAUUAUUUGUAAAUGUAACAGCCAGUAAUAUAUAAUUUAUUAAGUUUUUACAUAA